Molecule: messenger RNA, 348 nt
Organism: Candidula unifasciata
Lineage: Eukaryota; Metazoa; Mollusca; Gastropoda; Stylommatophora; Geomitridae
Source: the annotation of a GenBank genome assembly
AUGAUUUCACGUUUUGGUCGGAAUAGUAUUGCUUUACCAAACAGAGCUGAUAAUCCAGUCAUGCCAGUUAGGUGGCGUUCAAAUGCGUUAUCGCUGACAAAAGUUAGAAGAUCUUGCUAUCCAAGGAUGUAUCCAACGAUGCUGGUAUUUCCUGAUGGUAGUACAAUCAACGUUCGGUACAAAGAACCUCGCAGAAUAAUUAAGCUGCCAGUAGACUUUUCCAAACUUACAGAAGAAGAGAAGAAGAGAGUUCUGACAAACAGAAAGCCCAAGCAGAAAUUAGAAAAGAUUGAAGAGUUUGAUGAGAGCUACGACCUUAGUGAAUACAGCAAAUUCUUCAAAAGUUGA